GUCAAUUAACUUGUUGUCUAUUUAAGUAGCAAGCACCCAUAAGCUGGUUUCAGAAGAGAUAUAAAGCAAGUUCUCUCCCUCUCUCUUGCACUACUGGUUUCUAGCUUUUCAUUCCCUCUCUCUCUCGUUCAUUUUAACGCAAUUAAUGUAUCCCAAUAAUCCUGCCCCGGUUCCAAACCCUCCUGCUUGUGCCGUCCCAGCUGGUCAAUGGACAACAGGCCUCUGCGAUUGUUUUGAUGAUCCAGGCAACUGCUGCAUCACCUUUUGUUGUCCCUGCGUCACCUUUGGGCAGAAUGCAGAGGUGAUAGAUAAAGGAACCACAUCUUGUGGGGUUGCCGGCUUCAUCUACUACGCCCUGGCAAACAUUGGCUGCUCAUGUCUCUAUACAUUUUCCUACCGAUCCAAGUUAAGGGGAUUGUAUUCAUUACAGGAAGCUCCAUGUGGAGACUUGCUCAUUCAUUGUUGCUGCCUUUCCUGUGCUCUUUGUCAGGAGUACAGGGAGCUCAAGAACCGUGGUGUGGAUCCUUCUAUAGGUUGGCAAGCCAAUGCUGAGAAGUGGAACCGAACUGGUGGCGGAGGCAUUGUAAUGGCCCCAAUUGUUGCUCCAGGCAUGGCUCGUUAGGCUUCUCCGGUUGUUUCAUUGAACAUAUCUAGACGUCUCUGCUCAUUUGGCUUUUGAAGAUUUUGUUUCACUACGCUUCCUCUUUAGGCUUUCUCCAAGCUAGCUUUCGUCUACUGUUCUUUGCAUCUAUUCUGUUUGCUGUCAUUGUAUUGUUCUUCAUCAGUUUGGUUUGUAAUUUGUCCAAAUAAAAAGUGAACCAGGUUCUGGGUAUGCUUUUGGGAUACCCAUGCA
This is a messenger RNA of Nelumbo nucifera (sacred lotus), 853 nucleotides long. Its product is annotated as cell number regulator 2-like. Lineage: Eukaryota; Viridiplantae; Streptophyta; Magnoliopsida; Proteales; Nelumbonaceae. The record is from RefSeq and is a predicted model, not a curated record.